AUGGAUGUCCAGAAGGAGUGCAAUCAGCAAGUUAAUGAAGAAGAUUUAGUUGUAGCAUUAGAACAUAUGAUCAGAAUGGCCGCUGAGCUUAAUUCAAUAAUAGUGACGGAUAAUGUGGAGGUUGGAAUGUUGACUGCACUACCCAGACCAAUAUGGGCAAAUAUUCGAAAUGAAUUAAUCAAAGAUUCGAUGAAUUUCGAUUCAUUGAGAUCGAUUGAAGAAUCUAUCUGUGUAAUUUGUUUGGAUAAAUGGAAGAUUGAUGAAAACACUCCAGGCGAUAGUCGCGAUCAGGUUUCUAUGGCUGAACAAAUACUUUACGGUGGAAAAGAUAUGGUUAAUUCUUCUAAUCGCUGCUCAGAUGGUGUCUGGGGUAUGAACACUGAAAUUUCAUCAGUUGAUGGUAUAGUUAUAAAUAGAUUAGUAGAGGAUUUAAUUCAUUACACUGUAAUUAAACCAUUUGAUAUACAUAUAUUUCAUUUUCAUGAUUAUGGAGAUAAAUUGCUGAAAUUGUAUAACGUUAGUCCGGAUGUAUUUGUUCAAAUUAGUCUCCACUUUACAUAUUAUAAAUUAAAUCAGUGCUUAUGUGUAUCGUAUGAGCCAGUAUCAACAAGACGCUUUCAUCUGGGUCGCACUGAUGCGCUAAAGUCAAAUAUACCUGAAACAUUAAAUUGGAUCAAAGCCAUGAUGGAUAAAAACGGCAAUAGUGUAGUAGUAGCACAUUAG
Messenger RNA from Didymodactylos carnosus, 723 nucleotides. Lineage: Eukaryota; Metazoa; Rotifera; Eurotatoria; Philodinida; Philodinidae. The record is from the annotation of a GenBank genome assembly.